AUCCUUAUGGGCGUGAUCUUUUGGGACACAAACACCCCUCACCCCCAAUGCUGAGAGGUAACAGUGUGCCAAAUCGACGACCACUUUCUUCUAAUCUAUACUUGCUGGCCGUCUCUGAGAAAACUGCAAAACGCUCUACGCGUAUUCAACAGUUGACAGAGUAACCAGCCUGAUCAUUACCUCUUCAUCGUUUACAUCUUAAAGCAUCCGGUCACGCCAUUUUCAAAUGUUGCGUGGAUGGAGAAGCUUCCUGCAAACUUUUAUUUUUUCCCCCGCCCCUCCCAGCUUCCAUUAGCUGUCCAUUCUGGUCUUAACUACAGCAUCAUUAACAUACUCUGCCAGAUCCUUUGGGAAUAUGCACCGUUUGCAAAGCAAACUAGCUGAGAUUGAUCCGACAAAAUCAAUCUAACACAACCUCCUCCUACAUUAACUAUUCGUUUGCAAUCUUAUAUUCAUCUCAAUCAACUCGAGGACUUAGAUGCCCUUUCAAAAUAAGCCAUUGACUGUCAUUCUCUUAUCUGGAUUUCUUAAAACUGCAAAUCAAAUCAAUCAUGUGGUCCACGUUCGUCGUUCAGGAUGAAGAGGCAAGGACAGCGAAUGCGCUUGCUGGCGCUCACCAACCUUCUGGUGGGCUGAAAGGGUUAACGGGACGCGGGGGAAGACACAAUCGGCGACACCGAACGUUCUCCAGUUCUGUUGAUGCCAUCAGCGAGAGCCAGGAGGGCAAGAUCAAACUUACAUUUUUCAUUGCUGUAACGGGCAUCAUGCUUACUGUGCUAGGGGUGGGCACUGAAUUUUGGGUGGAGCUUGCACCGCCAAAGAACUUCUACAACAAUGAGACUUGUCUGGCUGCACAUUAUGGUUUGUGGAAAUCCUGUAUAAAGACCUUCUGGGUCUCAGAUAUCGACCCAACGCGGGAGAGUUGUGGGCCCUUGGACUUACAAACACAAGGAGAAUCCAACUGCACCUUUUUUAAGUUCUACACCACAGGAGAGAACACCGUCCUAUUUCAGAAAACGCCAGAAAAGAAUCUGACUGUAGCGUCGACCAUGUUUGCCAUCUUUAGUCUUUUCCUGAUGGCGACGGGUGCCAUCUGCAUCAUUAUGGCAGUCAGCAAAGGCGUUCAAUUCUUCUUAAAGCCAGCCUCUGUUUGCUUCAUUCUUUCAGGUGUCUUAAUCUUCCUCUGUCUCAUUGUCUUCCACCAAUCAGUGCUUUCAUAUUUGGCAAGUGACCAAUCCAUACCUCUCCAUCAUGAAAUGUCAUGGUCAGUAACAUGCAUGGCCUGUGCCGGGGCUCUGGUUGUCAUUGCUGGGGCCUUGUUUUGGGUCCUUGUUCUUCCAUACAGCCCUUGGGAAAAGUGCCUACCUAAAAAGAAUAGUGACAUCUAGCAGUGUGGAGGCUGAAGUGCACCUCAUCCUAUUUUGCACUGUCCUGUUGUUUAUUCCCUGGAACAGAUUCAGUAUUUCCAUCCAGCUUGGAGAAUCUGGAAUGCCAAAGGAUUCAUCUUAUCUAGUUAUCUACAUGGUCUCAGAAUAUUUAUUAAGAUAAUGUAAUGUUUUUUUGUUUGUUUGGUGGUUGCCAACGUGUAGCAUGAAUAUUAGACAUGUGUUGGCACUGGAAGAUAUGGUGUAGGAAAUGGAACAGGAGGUGGGCCAGGCAUGCUGGCAGAAAACACAAGCCAUUAUAUGACAGAACUGUUCCGUGCCUUAAAUAUGAAUCCCAUGAAGAUGGGGAAUGACUAGAAUAUAUAAGCUAUAUUUUUAAUUAAACAAAUCUUGCAAUUGUAUUGCUACACUUGUUGCUGUAUUAUAUGUUUGUUAACUUAAUUCAUUUUAGGAGCCAAUCUGAAUUUGCUUAUAUGAAUUUGCAUAUACAGUGGCAGUCGUGGCCUAAUGGUUAGAGAGUCAGACUUGUGACCAGAAGGUUGCCGGUUGGAUUCUCAGGACCGGCAGGUAACGACUGAGGUGCCCUUGAGCAAGGCAUCUUACCCCUACUUGCUCGCCGGGCGCUGCAGUGAUAGCUGCCCACUGCUCCGGGUGUACGUUUGUUCACUACUUGCUGUGCGUGUUCAUACUCACUGGAUGGGUUAAAUGCAGAGGUCACAUUUCGGGUAUGGGUCACCAUAUCUGACAAAUAGGUCACUUUCAAUAUCUAGGAAUGUUAUAUUUUAGACGCAGAAGAGUAGUUGUUGCAGUUACAGUCUACUGUAUGAAAUCUUGUGAUACAUCAAACUGGGACAGUGGUUCUCAACAGGUGGGUCAUGGGUCAAUAACAGGCUGCAGAUAUGUUUUGGUGGGCAGAAAGGAAAAGGGAAAAAAUUGUAUAGCUAGGAUAGUGGAAGUUGUUUCUUAAAGAUUAAAAAAAGGGAAGAGAAAAUGUUUCCCAUAUAUUUUGUUGUUGUCCAAGGCAAAUUCAUCUCUAACUUAGUGGAAGCCAGCUAGAUUUGGACACAGCAUUGAAUGACCAUAAAACCCCCUUAGCUGGAUUGUUUCAUUGGGCAAAGUGUAUCAUAUUCUUUGGCCAGGUUAAAUGUACUGAUUCUAUGGGAUAAAAUGUUGAAAUACAAAAAUAAAUUGUGACCCUGGAUCACAAAACCAGUCUUAAGUAGCACGGGAACAUUUUUAGUAAAAGACAAAAAUACCUUGUGUGGGUCAAAAUUAUCGAUUUUUCUUUUAUGCCAAAAAUCAUUAGGAUAUUAAGUAAAGAUCAUGUUCCAUGAAGAUAUUUUGUAAAUUUCCUACCUUAAAUAUAUAAAACCUUUAUUUUUGUGAGUGGAUGGUCUGCCACAGUGCCCCUGAUUAACAACUUCAAAGGCAAGUGAGAGUUUUUUACACUCUCAGAUUCCUGAGUUUUAAACGGUUGUAUCUCAGUCAGAUAUUGUCCUAUUCUAACAACUCAUAUAUCUAUAGAAAGUUUAUUUAUUCAGCUUUCAGAUUAUUUAAAAAUCUCAAUUUCAAAAAAUUGACCCAUAAGGUUUUGUUGUCCAGGGUCAUAAUUGAAGAUUCUCUCAAACUGAGAUCCAAUAACAUGGAUGAUAAAACUGCCCCUCCCUCAGCCCCAUUUAUCUCUCAAAAAACAAAAAAGUUCUUCUUUUUGUCCUUAUGUUGUUUCCCCUUCAAAAUUCUCACAAUAAUCAAAUUCAAUCUUUCAAUUACAUCACACGCACUUUCCCCCACACACACAAACUUUCUUUUUCCUUGCUGCAGGAUUUCAAAAGGUUAAUAAAGGCUCUCUCUUACUCAGUAACCUGCAUCACCUGUCUUCAAAUAAGUCCAACCCACCCAUCAAUUAGCAAAUUAGUGGUUGUACAUUCCAAACAAUAGCAGGAGAGAGAGAGAGAGAGAGAGAGAGAGAGAGAGAGAGAGCAGAAAUACUGUAUAAACAUGUCUGUCUCGUUAAAGAGUUGUGUUUCUAUUCAUUUUCUUUAAAGAAGAUAAUUACACUUUUUCUCUGGGAAUGUGAAGAAAUUGUUGCCCUUAUUCGAACUUACUGUAUGUUUUACCAUUUUUGCUGUGAUUUUAAAAGUCUUACUGUGCAUACACAUUUUUAAUAAAUGCGUUUCAUUUACUGUGUGAUAUA
Messenger RNA from Triplophysa rosa, 3579 nucleotides. It is a transcript of the gene cacng6a, whose product is annotated as calcium channel, voltage-dependent, gamma subunit 6a. The coding region runs from base 552 to 1388 and encodes 278 amino acids. Gene Ontology annotation, molecular function: calcium channel regulator activity; voltage-gated calcium channel activity. The record is from RefSeq and is a predicted model, not a curated record. Lineage: Eukaryota; Metazoa; Chordata; Actinopteri; Cypriniformes; Nemacheilidae. The transcript is spliced from 5 exons. Gene Ontology annotation, biological process: calcium ion transmembrane transport; regulation of calcium ion transmembrane transport via high voltage-gated calcium channel. Gene Ontology annotation, cellular component: L-type voltage-gated calcium channel complex; membrane.